Molecule: messenger RNA, 1242 nt
Organism: Darwinula stevensoni
Lineage: Eukaryota; Metazoa; Arthropoda; Ostracoda; Podocopida; Darwinulidae
Source: the annotation of a GenBank genome assembly
AUGAAAAUAAAGAUCGCAUUGAACUCCGCCCCUGAAUCGCAAGGUGCCAACAACCUGGAGGAGAUUGUAUCAAAGCUUCAGGCAAAAGUGGAAGAACUCGCAAAGGACAGCGCGAAAAUGGAAGAACUGGAAAGGGACAACGCGCAACUAAAGCUCGAGAUAGCAGAACUGAAGCUCGACAACAAAAAUCUGAAAUCUCGACUGGAAAACACGGUGGAAGACAGGGACUAUGAUGGAGAGAGGUAUGACUGCUUUUCGACGGCUCUCUACGACGGAGAGAUUCAGUAUGCAUGGUGGGAGGACCGCCACGGCGACCCUCAAUAUUACUGGGAUGGCUCACAUGCCGGGGAGCACAUGUGUAACUGUGGUCUUACUGGUAACUGCGUCGACCCAACCUUUUCUUGCAACUGCGAUGCAGAAGCCCCCCAGUGGGAAUACGACGCUUGCACUAUCAUCAACAGAACAGCCUUGCCCAUCACAGAGUUGCGAUUCGGAGGGCUCCUGUUUGAUGCCCAGAAGGCGAAUCACACUCUAGGUGCACUGGUCUGCAAGGGACGUGCGUCGCUGGACAAUCCAGCAGGAUCAUGCUCAUCUCUUCGCCAAGCUGGACACAUUCGCACCGGUUAUUACCUAAUCAGAACUAAAAAGGGACGGUUGGAUGUCGUCCUCUGUAGGAUGGACUUGGAAGACACGGAUGUGGAGUUCCAGCGAGACACCGGUGCCCGCAUCGUCGAGGAAGGCGUUUAUUUCGAUGCCUAUCGCACCAGCACAUGGACGAGUAUAAGCACAAUGCAAUUCCAGGGAACCGAGGUGAACAUAGGCGAUGCAAUGGCACCAAGCUCCGGGAUUUUCACUGCACCCCUUGACGGCAUUUACGCGUUCCACAUCCACUUCUGGACCGACACAGAAACAACGGUAACUCUCAGGAAAAAUGAAGAAACCAAAGCAGCAACGCACGCUAAUGACGUUUACGGCGCGGAAGACGCCCAGACGCCUGGUCAAUCUGUCCUCCUUCAACUCAGCGCGGGCGACAAGGUUACCGUCUAUUUGAACGAUGGAGAAGUGCUCUCAAAUUCAAAUCGCUACACCCAUUUUGUGGGGUAUUUGUUGUAUCCGAUGUAGGAUGCCUGUUGAAAUGAUACACUCGGUCAUGGCAAUGUGCUAAGUGCCUUCAAUUCCAACAGGCUUUUUUUCUCCAUUAACAUCCAGAAAUAAAAUUUAACAUAUAGAGUGAAAAUAGAC